AUGCCAAAUAUUUUUUCUAAGCCUGAGGUAUGCAGUGCCUUUACAAGUGCUGGUGACUGUGAAAUAUGCAAGGAAAAGAGAUUGACACUUUGUACCCAAGAAAUAUCUGAUUGUAUUGAGGUGAACUAUGAAGAUGAAGAUGUGAAGGAACACAAGGACUUUAUAGAGAAUGUUGUAGAUGUUGUCUCAGAAGCAGUUGGCGAUUUGGAUCCUAGAUUUAAAACUCAUCCUAAACUAACAAAUGGAAGUUUCUACCAAGAAACAAAAGUUGAAAUUCCGAAUGAGUUUGACUUUUUAAAUCCAUUAAAUAUUUCUACAGAAAUUAGAGCAGGAGUACAAAAUACUAAAAAAGUCUUUAUCAACAAAAACAAUUAUCAUAUAUUCAAAUCUAGCGAGACAAAGCAAGACAGGGAGGAACUCCAUCCAUAUGAUGAUAUUCUUAAACCACUACAUAGAGCUGUCUCUGAAGCUUUAGAUGAGCUAGGUAAAGGAGAAUCCAGAUUUUUGUCACUUUUUGACCUCAAUUAUCUCACUAGCAGACUGGUGUACAGAGGAAAGCAAUUUGUUUACAAAGGUCAAUGUGACCUCAAGGCCAGUAAAAGGGAACUUUCAGAUUCGAAGAAUGUGGACCCAAGAACACUGGAGCUCAAUGAAGUAUUACUUGAUACCAAUACUGAUGGACCAUGUAUAACUCUGGCCAUUGGUGGACCACUCUGUGUCACAUAUGUGGAUAUGACAUUCUGUAUAGAAGAUAAGAGCGGAUAUAGGGGAGAAUGCUUUGUUCUGCCUCGGAAAAACUUAAAUGCAUGGAUACCUACUGAAUAUAUACCUGGAAAUAAGGAACUUGACAAACAUCACAGAAAGAUUUUGAUGAUUCUUAAAUACUGCUUAGUUGAGUGUAAAAAGUAUCAAUAUCGAUCAACAUACAAUUCCCAUGUAUUAAAGACUCUGGUCCUCCACCACCGUGACCAAUGUAAAGAUAGAACAUUACUAGACAGGUGUUUCAAUGAUGUAUCUCAAAAAGUAUUCAGACUUGGAACUGAGAGUGAUGAAGCAAAUAGUGAAGAUCUUAUCAUAAGUUCAAAGUGGUUGAAAAGUAUUUCCAAUUUUGGCUAUCCUGGUGGUGAUGUUAUUGAGGAAUCAGACAAUCUGAAACCUUGUGAUAUAUUAUUCACACUUGUACUCUACAUUCUAGUAGAGUUCAUGAAAUCUUCCCCAGAGGCAGUAAACUUGCUAGGUACUAGAGAGGCUCUGUCUAUUUGUCUACAAUUGAUCUGUAAAUACAGCAUGCAGCUGACAGACAUCCAUAUUACCAGUGACUCUGAGUUAAAAUACACUAGCAAUAUUACAAUGAAACGCAUUAAUAAUUGCAUCAGCCAACUUAGAGAUCUGAGACACAAAGGCAGUGAACUCAACAUUCUCUUAUCCUCUCCUCCAUUUCCUUAUGAACCGUAUUGGCCUGACCCUAACAACCCUAUUUGUAUCAGUCUUACAGGGGAUGUAGAGAUAAUAUCCAAGGAUAAAAUGUUGGAAGAGUGGGACAAGUGGAAGAAUUUGAUUACGAAGAAUCUAGAAUAUGAGAAACAAAGUAACACACAUCAAGGAGAAUUAAGACGCCAGGAGGAGAUUAAACGUCAAGAAGAAAUUAAAGUUCAGGAAGAGAUGAAAGAAGGGAUGAUCAGACAGGAGAAUAUCAGACAGAAGAUCAGACAGGAGGUGAUCAGAGAGAAGGAGAUCAGACAGAAGAUCUUACCGUGGGAGAGCUUCAUAAAAGUGGAUAUUGAUAUCAUAGCAUGGACGAUAUUAGAAAAGUACAUAGAAAUAAUUGGAGAUGGAACGGACAUACAAGAGAAGAUCAGACAUGAAAUAAUAGAGGAGAUGAGCCUCUACCUGAGCAGACAGAGGUGGCUCAAAAUAAUUUUUUAUGUUAUGCUCCCUACGUGA
Molecule: messenger RNA, 1944 nt
Organism: Owenia fusiformis
Lineage: Eukaryota; Metazoa; Annelida; Polychaeta; Sabellida; Oweniidae
Source: the annotation of a GenBank genome assembly